Drosophila gunungcola (fruit fly) is the source of this 1790-nucleotide messenger RNA. RefSeq names its product metallophosphoesterase 1 (gene Mppe). The record is from RefSeq and is a predicted model, not a curated record. The transcript has 6 exons. Lineage: Eukaryota; Metazoa; Arthropoda; Insecta; Diptera; Drosophilidae. The coding region runs from base 407 to 1507 and encodes 366 amino acids. Gene Ontology annotation, biological process: GPI anchor biosynthetic process. Gene Ontology annotation, cellular component: endoplasmic reticulum. Gene Ontology annotation, molecular function: hydrolase activity.
UUGUGCUUGGCAAACAGCUGUGGCGUUGCCACACUUCCGCGAUUAAUGCAGGAAGAGCAAACAUUAGAUAAAGAUAAUUGCACAAUUACUGGCACCUGCAGCCGGCAAAAGCUGUAACGGAAUUUCCCGCUUUCAAAAGCCGAUGGCGCGCAUGGCCAAAACGACAGAGGAGAAAGCGUAUGCCCUGAAAUCGGUGAUGCGGUGGUUCUGGCCAGUUGACCGCCGUCCGUUGCAGCAGCUCCACAUUCCCCAAAAGAUGAGCAGACUUGCGUAAAUAUUGCAUGGGCAGUGCAGAUUUAAAUAUAGACCGUAUGCAUAUAGACGCGAUGUAAGGCACUUGCAUUUGGCAGCAUACAACCGAAAGUAUUAAUCAAGCAAUCCAAACCAAUGUGGCAUAGCCGGGAUUAUGGCUUCCUUGCGCGUAGUUAAUAGAAACAGAUUAGUGUGCCGCGGCUUUGUGGCUCUGACGUUGCUGCUGGUCUUCUUUAACGAGUUCAUAGUGUACUACAUAGCACAGUCUAGUUGGCAGCCAAUCGAUUGCAAACUAGAUAAUUGCACCCGCCUGCUGCUCAUCGCCGAUCCCCAGAUCCUGGGAAACUCUUAUGAUCGAUCCUCGCACAGUCCCUUGGCCAGAUACGAUUCGGAUAGAUAUCUGGCCAAGACCUUCGAGCGAGCUCUGGCCUUCACGCAGCCCCACAUCAUCAUUUUCCUGGGCGAUCUGCUGGACGAGGGCAAUAUAGCCACGGCCCAGGAAUACAAGCAGUAUGUGCAGCGAUUCAGGCGAAUCUAUCAGAACAAAAAGUUCAAAAAGUUUCGGAUGAUCUCUGCCUUUUUUCAGCGCGUCCAUGUGCCGGGUGACAAUGAUAUUGGCGGCGAGAAUGGCGACUACAUAUCCAACUCAAACCAAAGGCGCUUCGAGAACGAAUUCAUGAGCGAAGAUCUCUUUGACUAUGACAAUCACUUGCGCUUCUUCAAGAUCAACCGCAUGCUGCUGGACUUUACCAAUCCGGAUAGGGAUAACAAUGCCGAUCGGCUUCGGAUUGGCGUCUCGCAUGCCCCGCUGCUCAUUGGCGGUGGACCCUUGCUGAGGGCCAUCAUCAGUGACUUGGAUCCACAUAUCAUUUUCUCGGGCCACUGGCACGAAUCGAGAAUAUUUAUUUACCCCUCCACCAAGGUGAUCAACUUCUAUGAAAACGCCGUGAGGCACUUUGAUCUGAAGGCCCUGAAGGAGCAGGAGCACAGCUAUUUGGAGAUCAUGGUGCCCACAUCCUCGUAUCGCAUGGGAAAGUCUAAGAUUGGCAUAGGCUAUGCGGUGUUGGAAAACUACAACCUAAGCUACACGGUUCUGUGGCAGCCGAAUCGUUUUAUCCUGCUUUUCACAUACGUAUUCUGGGGACUGUUCGUCGUCUGCGGUGCCGUCGUCUUCAAGAUGAUGACCCGCUGUCCUUUCCGCGUGGCCAAAAGACAGACGCUGUACAAUCGUGUCUCGACCAUACCUCAAUUUUAGACGGCAUUUCCCCUUUCCUCACGGACAAUAAGCCUAAGAUUCUCAAGAGUUGCUCGUAUAUACUGCUCAGAACGAGAUUGAAAUUUAUAUAAUUUUUUUCAUAGAUAAGUAGGCUGUAUUCGAAUAGUAUUGAUUAGCAUUUGUUUAUAGAAAUUGAUUGUAAAUUUCCUUGUCCAAACUUUGCUAAUAUUAAUUUUGAAUUAGAAAAUAAAUGUAAUCCAUGUCCUCCACAUAACUUUUGUUUAAAUUUCAGCUUUAAAUUAAAAUUAUUAAAACAUUUCAA